Molecule: messenger RNA, 657 nt
Organism: Talaromyces marneffei
Lineage: Eukaryota; Fungi; Ascomycota; Eurotiomycetes; Eurotiales; Trichocomaceae
Exons: 2
Coding region: 1-657 (218 amino acids)
Biological process (GO): mRNA processing
Cellular component (GO): catalytic step 2 spliceosome; precatalytic spliceosome; Prp19 complex
Source: RefSeq, a predicted model, not a curated record
AUGCCUCUCAUCAACGAAUACCAUACUUCUCUUCCCUAUAUUGACGGCGAGCCAGGAGAGCAGGCACGCGCCUCAGCUCAAAAGCUCAUCUCCGCCGAGCUGUCCUCAGACCAUGCCUCAACCCUCCAUCCAGCCAUUCCUGCGCUUCCCGAAUCUCGCUUCUCGCCGCUUAUCGAACAAGAGCUUGCCCGAAAAGAAGCCGGCCAGCCCAUGACUGGAGGAAUUGACUUGUCGCGUUACGAAGCACCCGAGGCGCCGGAAGGGCCCUCCAAGACCCAGGACGAAGCUUCCAAGAUGCUACAGGAAUGGAAAGAUACUCUACGCAAAGCGUACAUUUCUAGCUCCCACUUGUCAAUGCGACACAACAACCUUGCUCUUCUGGAAGAGUAUGGAAAAAAUGCCUGGCUUAUUGGUAACUCUCAGUUAGAGGAGGUUUUGCGAAGUGUUGAGAAGGAACUGGCAGAGACCAAAGAGGCCGUUGAGGGUGUUCAUAAGGAGAGAAAGAUGGCGCAAGAAUCUGGGCAUGGAGAGCUUGCUGGUUUGGAGGAUGCGUGGAGACGCGGAGUCGGUUCUAUAUUGGAAGUUGAAGUUGCGGCGGAAGGCUUAAGGCAACAGAUUCUUGAACAGCGCCGUCAACAAGCUCAGCAUUCUCGCUAA